UUUAUUGUCUAAUUUCUUGUAGAAAUCCUGAAAGGAAAACCAAAGAUGCUCAGCUUCGAGCUGUAAUGAACCAGCAACUGAAAGACAGUGGUGAAAGAGAAAAAAAUCCUGAAAGGAAAGCGAAAGAUGCUCAGCUUCGAGCUGUAAUAAACCAGCAACUGAUGGAGAGCGGUGAAAGAGAAAGGUUAAAGGAGUUAUUAAGAACUCGAUUAAUUGAAUGUGGAUGGAGGGACCAACUGAAAGCACAUUGCAAAGACAUAGUGAAGAAAAAAGGACUUGAAUGUGUAACGGUGGAUGAUUUGGUCACACAGAUAACACCAACUGGUCGAGCUCUUGUUCCUGAUGAUGUUAAACGAGAACUCCUUCAACGAAUUCGAACAUUCCUUUCACAACAAACCCCUAAUAUGUGGUAAUGAUACUAAAUUCCAUGGCAUACUGAACGAUGUCGUUUUCAGCAAAAUGAUGACAAAAGAAACGAUACAAAACCAAUUGGUGACAGCAAUAAAAAUGCCCAUAUUUUUUAGAAACAAAUCUAAAUACCAUUUUUUUUUCCCUCUCUUUCUCCCUGCUCAGUUUUUCUUAUGUUGUAUUGUCAUUCAUUUCCCUUUGCAGCCUCAACAGUAUUCUUUCAUCUUCUCAUAGUUCUACACUGCAAGGACUUUCCAUUAUAUUGAAGAGAGUAAUUUACUUUAACCCUGUACAUGUAUUAUAAUUAAUAAAAUCUUCGUGGACUGCA
Messenger RNA from Octopus bimaculoides (California two-spot octopus), 736 nucleotides. RefSeq names its product transcription and mRNA export factor ENY2. Gene Ontology annotation, molecular function: transcription coactivator activity. The record is from RefSeq and is a predicted model, not a curated record. Gene Ontology annotation, biological process: positive regulation of DNA-templated transcription; mRNA export from nucleus. Gene Ontology annotation, cellular component: nuclear pore; SAGA complex. Lineage: Eukaryota; Metazoa; Mollusca; Cephalopoda; Octopoda; Octopodidae.